AUGGCAGACUUGGUAAGAUUGUCUGCUAAUUCAGUGGGUUUCUCAUCUUCUUCGUCCCUGUUAACAUCGUUUUCUACAUCUGUGAGCACUUCCCAGCCAAUUCUCGCACCACCGCUUCAGAGUUUGUGCAAAAGGGUCAUCUCAUUGUCAGUGUCUUCACCACUUGCUGGUCUGCCAGUUACCUUUAGGCCCCGGAAGAAUUGGACAUCUUUGAAGGUGCAGGCCACUGUUACUGAAACAGAGCAGCCAAAGUGGUGGGAAAAAAAUGCAGGACCGAAUAUGGUUGACAUUCACUCCACACAAGAGUUCUUGAAGGCUUUAAGUGAGGCUGGUGAUAGGCUAGUCAUUGUUGAGUUUUAUGGGACGUGGUGCGCUUCUUGUCGAGCACUAUUCCCAAAGCUAUGCAGGACUGCCGAGGAACACCCUGAUAUUUUGUUCCUGAAAGUGAAUUUUGAUGAAAAUAAGCCCAUGUGCAAGAGUCUGAAUGUGAAGGUUCUCCCUUAUUUCCACUUCUACCGUGGAUCUGAAGGACAGUUGGAAUCAUUCUCUUGUUCCUUGGCUAAAUUUCAGAAAAUAAAGGAUGCCAUCGAGCUUCACAAUACAGCUCGGUGCAGCAUUGGUACUCCUGAAGGUGUCGGAAAUCUCACCCUCGAGAGCCUUUCAGCACCAAAGGACCCUCUUGCGGGAUCUUCAAAAUAG
Messenger RNA from Oldenlandia corymbosa var. corymbosa, 699 nucleotides. NCBI's taxonomy places the organism in Eukaryota, Viridiplantae, Streptophyta, Magnoliopsida, Gentianales, Rubiaceae. The record is from the annotation of a GenBank genome assembly.